UUGGUGCGCAUGUGCAUGCGCUCUCCUAUCAAAUGAAAACAAAGAGUGACUGACUUUCUCAUUUUCUUGUUGGACUUACUUGCAGCCUUACCUGUAUUUCAGUCCGUUGCUGAUCGCGAGAGUCUCGGUGGCUUUUAAAAAGACAACCGAGCAUAUAUGAGCAAUUAUUAGUAACAGACAGGGUCCCACUCCUUGCAUCAUGAGUUUUUCCAUGCGAGAGGAGCUCAGUUGUCCGAUCUGCCUUCAGCUCUACUUGGACCCCGUGGUUCUCCCCUGCGGCCACAACUACUGCCAGGUUUGCAUCAUGCAGACCAUCGACAACGCCGAUAAGACCCUGCAAUGUCCAGAAUGUCGCCUGCAGUUUCCGGGUGUUCAAUCCCUGCAGAAGAACUUCAAACUAAGUAGCAUCAUCAAGGGCUACAUAGCAUCCACAUCAACGUUGGACGCUAAAGUGGAGAACCAGCCGAAGACGGACGAGCUGUACGAGUAUCCCGUGGUCGCGGAGUCACAGACGAGGAAGGAGUGUGACAUCCACCAUUGUCCCUUGGUGUACUUUUGCUCCACCGACAUGGCCUUGCUGUGUUCCAAGUGUUUCAUGGAGGGCCUACACCACAACCAUGACCUUCUCACCUUCAGCGUUGCAGAGGGGGAGAUGAGACAUGCCCUCGAUGUCCGCAACAAGGUGGUUUCCAGCAGGCUAAAGAUGACUGACUUCCUGGUCGAGAAGGUGAAGGAGCAGCAGGGUCUUUCGGAAGCUGUUGGAGACAAAUUGGUUAAAAAGGCUGUCACAACGGUGGAAGUCAUGGCAAGGCUGGUCGAAGGGUACCGUGAGAGAUUGCAGCAGCUGCUGGACGAGGAGCAAAGCCAGCGUCGAAACACCUGGCAGGCAGGCGUGGGCGCGCUGGAGGAGCAACAGAAACUGCUCAUGGAUGCCCAGCAAAGUGCAACCGAGGCCCUCAACAUGACAGACUCAUGCAGCUUCAUAGACCGGUUUGUACUGAUCGAAGAGAAGGUAAGGAAGGCUGCCACAGUCUCACUUUCCUGCAACAUCCCGACGAAGGCUCCACUCAUCACCAAGCAAAUGCAGGAAGGCCUCAGGAGCGAGGCCUUCCGAGCCGAAAUCAGCCGCCUUGCCGAGUUUCUUUGCAUCCUCUUCAAUCCUCUCGAGCUCACCUUCAACUCGUGCACGGCCCACCCCAACUUGCAACUGAGCAGCGAUCUGCGCACGGUCAAGUACAGCGACACCAGGCAGACGCACGUCGAGCACCAGGAGCGCUUUACCAGUGCUCCGCAGGUCAUGUGCAACCAGGGCUUUUCCAGUGGCGAGCAUGUUUGGGUGGUGGAGAUGGGCCCCGAGAGCAUGUGGUCUCUGGGGGUGUGUUACAAGACCAUCCCGCGGCGCGGCGACCACAGCCGACUGGGUCACAACUCAGUGUCCUGGCGGCUCCAGUGGAAAAAUGGCAAACUGACAGUGUGCAAGUCUUCGUCAAACGUAGUCUUGCGCGAAAUGAAGCACCAGCCCGUGAAGAUUGAGGUGGCGCUGGACUAUGAGGGAGGCACAUUGAUGUUCCAUAACAUUAAAGGCCAAAGGGAGCAUCUCUACACUUUCAAGGUUGCUUUUAAAGAUACCGUUUACCCAGCGUUCAGUAUCCAGUCCAACACACCAGGCUCUUGGAUCACACUCCAGUGUGGCUUGUGAGCAUAUCUUCUUGUGUUUCAUAAGCUGAGUGUAAAUUUAUUUUAAUAGUGCCAAAAUCAGGGAUGGAAAACUUAUAUGUAGAAGAGGGACACAAUUUUUCACCAGGGCUACUGGGGGUGGGUUCACAUAAAACCACACAUUUAUGACAAACAUUCUUUUUUAAAUACGGACAAAAUAUGUGC
This is a messenger RNA of Hippocampus zosterae (dwarf seahorse), 1881 nucleotides long. Its product is annotated as E3 ubiquitin-protein ligase TRIM39-like. The record is from RefSeq and is a predicted model, not a curated record. The transcript is spliced from 4 exons. The coding region runs from base 200 to 1699 and encodes 499 amino acids. Gene Ontology annotation, molecular function: protein binding; zinc ion binding. Lineage: Eukaryota; Metazoa; Chordata; Actinopteri; Syngnathiformes; Syngnathidae.